AUGCGAAACACGGAGGAGCACGGCCACGUCCUCCAAGCUCUUCUCUGUCACGACGACAACCCCCCGGGACGGCCCCGCCGCGCACCGAACCCGCGCCCGCCGCCGCUCCCCUUAAGGUGGCCCGGCUACGGAGGGGCCGCCCGAACGCGAAACCUCGCUUCCCCGGAGCGGGCGGGUGAAAGCAGCGAGUCCCCCUCGGGGCCGCCCCACGGCCCCCGGGAGCGGAGGUCAGCGGGCAGCCGGGCGGCCUCCGCCCGCGGUGCGGCUGGACAGAGGGCGGCCCGCGGCCUUGCGCGACAGCGCCUGCGCAGGGAGCCAGGCGCGCGCGUGGCGCCUCAGCCCUCUCAGGCCCUGCCGGCUGCCUCCGGCGCGGCCCCACCGCCAGGAGCGGCGGAUUCCCGCGGGCGGGCGGCCGGCGGGAGCCACCGCGCUGCGCUUCAGCUCCUCUGCCGCGCCGGGGACCGGCGUUGCUCUCUCGGACGGCGGCCCGAGCGGGUCACGCAGCCUUCGGCGGCUGCACGCGGCUCCUCAGCGAGUCACCGCCUUCGCCGCCGGGCGGACGCGAAAGCUCGGGGAGGCCGGUUCCAGCUGGGCCGCGGCUCCUGGAGCUCCGGCUGGGCUGCAGGACACUCGCCGGGGGCGGCCGCGGCGCGGGCCACCGAGCCGAACCUCGGUUCCUCCCUGGCACCAGCUCGAACCGACCGGCCGCGCACACCUGCGGCGGGAGCUGCCCUAUCGGUGGCCGCGCCGGCCCCCGCGGGGAAGUGUUCACCUGCCCGGGAGCGGGGCUGCUCCCCGCAGUCCCACGGGGAACUUCAGCUGCCGACCGCUCCCAGCUGCCUGCGCUGCAGGAACCCCCGCUGUGCCAGUCCCACACUUCUUCCCUGCUCUUUAGCCCUAGCCGUGACCCUAGCAGAAGAACAGCAGUAG
This is a messenger RNA of Grus americana (Whooping crane), 930 nucleotides long. Its product is annotated as serine/arginine repetitive matrix protein 3-like. NCBI's taxonomy places the organism in Eukaryota, Metazoa, Chordata, Aves, Gruiformes, Gruidae. The coding region runs from base 1 to 930 and encodes 309 amino acids. The record is from RefSeq and is a predicted model, not a curated record. The transcript has 3 exons.